Paramecium octaurelia is the source of this 1008-nucleotide messenger RNA. The record is from the annotation of a GenBank genome assembly. Lineage: Eukaryota; Ciliophora; Oligohymenophorea; Peniculida; Parameciidae.
AUGAUUUAAAUUGAUGAUAAGCCUGAAUAAACUAUCAAACAUAAAUUAAUUGACAAUUCAAUAAAAUAGACAGAUUGUUAUUCAAUCUCUUUUAAUUAAAAGUCUUCAAUUAUGGUUUCAGCAUGUCAAACAGAUAUAAAAAUUUGGAAAUUUGCUGAAGGUAAAAUUAAAGAAGAUCAAACUCUAAAAGGACAUCAUAGCUUUAUUUAUUGUAUAAUUUACAGUAAGUACUGUGAUGCUUUUUUAUCUGGUUCUUAAGAUUGUACAAUUCGCUUAUGGAAAUUAGUCUAAUAAAAUGAAUGGAAGAGUUCAUAACCUUAUCUUGAACAUCGCAAUACUAUAACCUGCUUAGCCUUGAAUUAAAGUGAAAAUGAAAUGGUCUCAGGAAGUAGUGAUAAUACAAUAGUAGUCUGGAAAAUUAAUUUCAUUUAGAAUGAAUUAUCUUAUUUGUAUAAAUUAGAAAAACAUUAAGGAACAGUUAGAGCCUUAGAUUACAAUUUUUCAUCAAACAUUUUAGUAUCCUGCGGAAGGGAUAAAUCAAUCAUUGUUUGGUAAAAAGAUCAAGAAGAAAAGUGGCAAUUUCAUUAAAUAGUUAACAAUAAAAUCGAAGAUGAAGGAAUGAAAAUCAAAUUUUUGAAAGAUGAUCAAUUCAUCUGGGUGCCCUAGGAUCAUAAAUACGAUUUCAUAUCUGUUUUUGAAAACCAAAAUAACCAUUUUGUAGAAAUUGAAAAUAAAAAAAUAAACUUAAUAAAAAAUGAAUAAUGCAAUGAUUAUUGGUAUUUUCCUGUAUUUCAUAUCAAAGAGAGGAAUUUAAUAGUAGUACGUCAUAAAUUUCAUUUGUAUAUAAUAGGUGAAAGGAAGAAUGGAUAUUUUCAUAUUUUAGAUAGCAUUAAUUGCAAAACUUGGAGUAUUUAUGGAUCAUUAACUGUAAAUGGUUCUUAUUUAGUGUACUGGGAUAAUAUAAAUAACUCAUUUUCGGUAUAUGAAUUAAUUAUUAAUAAUUUUUGA